AUGGCGGCAGGCAGGAGGCGGCUGCCCCUGUGGGCGCGCAGCCUGGCAGCGGUGGGCAACAGCCGGCUGCAGGCGAUGGCGCAGGACUGGAGCCAGCAGCAGAGCUUGCUCGCCAGCAUGCACCUGCACCCGCACGAGGGGCAGCGAGACAGUCAGAUCAAGACAGAACCCAGCCGAGAGGGAGCAGUUGCAAGGGAGAAUGAUGUCAGCCUGCUCCCACGCGAGGGAUCUGCGCUGUCAACACAGGCGCUCAAUGCAGCAGACAGGGAGGAAGACAAGCCAGCCACCCUGGAGAGCUUGGCCAAAGCAAGGUCGACAGCCCCAAGCAUGGCAUCCCAGGGCCAAAGCGCCAAAGUGGCUGACCUGGUGCGCAUGUGGCAGCGCCAGCCAAUGACAGUGCACUCUCUGCCCCAGCAGCGCUCUGUUUCACGUGUGGGCAGCUCUGGCCUGGAGCAGGGGCGAGGCAGGGCUGCCGGCGCACCCAGCCGGGGAUACAUGAGCCCCCUGGUACUGUCCAAGGUGCAGAGCUACCUGGACACAGCUGCCAGCCCCUCUGGCAUGCAGGGCACACCAGACAGAGGUGCAGCGGGUGUACGAUCAGUGCUGAACACUGCUAGGAGCAUGACUGCUGCAGAGCAGCCUGACGCCGGUAUUUCUCAUGCACACCCCAAUGGAGCUCCACAGGCAGCAGUGCUGAUCCUGGUAGGCCCACCUGGCUCUGGCAAGAGCACAUUUGCAGAGGAGCUGAAGCAGAGGGCACCGGGACACUGGCAGCGCAUCAACCAGGACACGAUAGGCGGUGGGAGCAAAAAGGGGACCCGGCAGCAAUGCGCAGCCGCUGCUCGCAAGGCUCUGGACAAAGGCAGCAGCUGCGUUAUAGACCGGUGCAACUUUGAUGCUGCCCAGCGGAAAGAUUUUGUCGCGCUGGCUCAGGACGCCGGCUGCCAUGCGCAUGCAGUGGUGCUGCAGCUGCCAGCGGCCCUGUGUGCAGCGAGGGCAGCCCAGCGCGUGGAUCAUGAGGGCGGCCUGCAGGGGGCUUCUGCCAAGAGCGUCGUCUACAGGAUGGCUUCCCAGAUGACCUCCGCCGGACUGCCCAACGCCACCACAGAGGGGCUGUCAUCUGUCAUGGUGUGCAGGACGGAGGGUGAUGUCAAGCGGGCGCUGAAUGCGUGGGGCGCAUAUGGGAGGUCCUCUGAGCGGCCGAUCGACGCCUUCAACAAGGGGUUGCCGCGCAAGCACACCCUGCACGACCUGUAUCGGGAUGAGAAACCGGAAAUGCGCGUAAACGAGCAUUGCGUGCUCAUACAUGAUGCAUUCCCCAAGGCGCACCAUCAUGCGCUGGUGCUGCCUCGGUGCGCAGAACUUCACGACAUGACCAGCCUUAGAGCAGAGCACGUGGCGCUCCUGAACCACAUGGAGGCUGUGGCACAGGAGUGGAUAUCGCAACAUGAGAGCAAAGCAGGCUAUCUACUGGGCUUUCAUGCCAUACCCUCCAUGAGCCACCUACAUCUGCAUGUCAUCAGCAAGGACUUUGACUCGCCAAGGUUGAAGCACAAAAAGCACUGGAACUCGUUCACGACACCAUUCUUCAUGCAGCUGCGCGAUGUUCGAGCACAGCUCCUGUCGCAAGGCAAGCUACUAUUUUACAUGGAACUUGAGAACGCCUAUUGA
This is a messenger RNA of Coccomyxa subellipsoidea C-169, 1671 nucleotides long. Its product is annotated as HIT-like protein. Gene Ontology annotation, molecular function: single-stranded DNA binding; single-strand break-containing DNA binding; DNA 5'-adenosine monophosphate hydrolase activity. Lineage: Eukaryota; Viridiplantae; Chlorophyta; Trebouxiophyceae; Coccomyxaceae. Bases 1 to 1671 code for a protein of 556 amino acids. Gene Ontology annotation, cellular component: nucleus. Gene Ontology annotation, biological process: double-strand break repair; single strand break repair. The record is from RefSeq and is a predicted model, not a curated record. The transcript is spliced from 12 exons.